GUCAGGAUCCUUCUGGGGUCUGCAUCCUUUAGGGGUCAGGACCCUUCUGAGGUCGGGAUCCUGCUGGAGUCAGGAUCUUUCUGGGGUCUGCAUCCUCUGGGGGUCGGGACCCUUCUGGGCUCGCUCCCCGACCUGCAGCCCCGGCUCCCCGUGACUCACAUCCUUCCCCGCUGCCCUCGCCGCCAGCCCGGGGCUGUCCCCACCACGGCCGGGACCCCGCGGCUUCCUCCCCGCCGGCCCCCCACUUGUCGCUGGCAGGGCGGGGUGUCCCCUCGGGGACACGGGGACACCGCGGCGCCCGCGGGCCCUGCGUCAGCACCGGCAGCGGCUUCAAAACGGCGCGGAGGGGAGGAAGUGCGAGCCGGGGCCGGCGCGAUGUCGGAGCUGGAGCAGCUGCGGCUCAGCGACAUCCCCGAGGGCCGGCAGCGGCUGCGGGAGCAGCACGGCAACCUGCUGCGGGUAGCCGACUACUGCCACAGCAACUACCUGCAGGCCGGCGACAAGAGGAAGGCGCUGGAGGAGACGAUGGCUCUGAGCACGCAGUCCCUGGCCAGUGUCACCUACCAGGUCAGCAGCCUGGCCACCGCCUUCCUGCGCCUGCUGGACCUGCAGGCGGCCCAGCUGCGCCAGGUGGAGGCUGAUGUCACCUGCGUGGCACAGAGCGUGGACAUCCACAAGGAGAAGGUGGCGCGGCGCGAGAUCGGCACGCUGACCGUCGCCAGGAGCUGCCGGAGCCUCCCGAAGGUCGUGGCCCCCCCGGAGCCCCCCGUGCUGGAGCCCUACUACAGGAGACCCCUCAACUUCAGCGCGCUGGACCACGUCGGCCACGGGGUCAAGGACACCAGCACGCAGCUGUCCCGCACCGGCACGCUGGCUCGGAAAAGCACCAAAUGCUCCUCGGCCCAGGCUGCGGGAACGCUGGGGAGGAGCAGCCGCGUUCCCGAGCCGGUGCAGCCGCCCGUGGUUCCCGCGGGGAAGCUCCUGGGCGGCUCCUGCGGCUCCUCCCCGCUGCCCCCCAGCUCCGGCGGGACCCCGGCAGCUCCUGCGGAUGGAAUUCCAGCCCCGCCACCACUGCCAGGGCCACCCCUGCUGGCACCGUCCCCUCCAGAGCCACCCCCUCCUGCCACUGCCAUCCCCCCUCCGCCACCCCUCCCUGGGGACCUGCUGCCACCUCCCCCUGGGGACCUGCUGCCACCUCCCCCUGGGGACCUGCUGCCACCUCCCCCUGGGGACCUGGCCGUGCCCCCACCGGAGCUCCCGCCCCCAGCCCCCGAGGACCUCGAGCUGCCGCCGCCACCCUCAGCUGUGCCUGACUUUGGGGACCUGGCCCUGCCACCGCCACCAGCCGCAGAGGACCCCCCGUGGGCCCCGCAGAGCUACCUGUAGGAAGCAGUGGCUCCAUGUGCGUGUCCCUGUCCCCCAGCAGUGGCUCCAUGUGCGUGUCCCUGUCCCCCAGUGGUGGCCCCACUCCCCGACCCGAGGCAGGAGGACACCGAGGACACGGAGCUGGGAACGCAUCAGGGCAGGAGCUGGGGGGCAGCCCUGGAUCCCAACCCUGGAUCCCAGCCCUGCAUCCCAGCUCUGGAUCCCAACCCUGGAUCCCAACCCUGGAUCCCAGCCCUGGAUCCCAACCCUGGAUCCCAGCCCAGAACUGGACCCUGGGCACGGAGCAGAGCUCGCUGUCCCCGUGGGCUCCAGGGAUGUUCCAGCCCCAAAACCCCUCCCCAGAGUGUCCCCUGCCUGUCCCCUGCCAUCCCCUCCUUGUCCCAUGCUUGUCCCCUGCCUGUCCCCUCUCCAUCCCCUGCCAUCCCCUGCUUGUCCCCUGCCCGUCCCCUGCCCGUCCCCUGCCAUCCCCUGCCCAUCCCCUGCCAUCCCCUGCUUGUCCCCUACCAUCCCCUGCCCAUCCCCUGCCUGUCCCCUGCCAUCCCCUGCCCCACCCUGCCCCACCCUGCUGCUCCAUCGCCACCCCCCCACCCCCAGGGCCCGAGGAGCAGGAGCCCCCCGGGUGCAGCCCGGAGCUGCCUCCCAGCCAGGCUGGAUCUGUCUGUCUGUCUGUCUGUCUGUCUGUCUGUCUGUCUGCAAUACAGAGCUCUGUCCGUCUCCCACA
Molecule: messenger RNA, 2107 nt
Organism: Haemorhous mexicanus (house finch)
Lineage: Eukaryota; Metazoa; Chordata; Aves; Passeriformes; Fringillidae
Gene: ABI3
Product: ABI family member 3
Exons: 8
Coding region: 376-1386 (336 amino acids)
Biological process (GO): regulation of cell migration
Cellular component (GO): lamellipodium
Molecular function (GO): SH3 domain binding
Source: RefSeq, a predicted model, not a curated record